Molecule: messenger RNA, 1467 nt
Organism: Trypanosoma rangeli
Lineage: Eukaryota; Euglenozoa; Kinetoplastea; Trypanosomatida; Trypanosomatidae
Product: DNA ligase
Exons: 1
Coding region: 1-1467 (488 amino acids)
Biological process (GO): DNA recombination; DNA repair
Molecular function (GO): DNA ligase (ATP) activity; ATP binding
Source: RefSeq, a predicted model, not a curated record
AUGCGGGCGAGUCACUCGUGUCUCUCCUCUAUUCUUGCCGCGUCGAUGUGCCUGCUGGCACGCGCUACACGCACGCCCUCCGCCACCCCUCGUUCCUGUAACUUGUCCAUAUUUCACCCGGCCAUUGCACGUACCUGGAUGACCGCGGCGGCGAACAAGUUGCUUCAGCCUCAACAUGUCCUUCCAACGAGCCGCAAGCUAGUCUGGUGGUGUUGCCCGCACUGCAGCCACGAAUAUCACAAACGGAUAGACCUUCACGUGGCGGCAGGCGGGGUGUGUCCAGAAUGUCACCGCGUGCCAACCCUGCCGCGCAAAGGCGACUCCGCAGCGGCGGCACUGAUACUGCCGCUCGUGAAGCACCGUUGCCGCCCCGACAACAGCCUCUCCGUGCUGGCGGCCGCUAAUGCCAACCGCGUGAAGAGCAGCAUUGCAGAUGACGGCUACCUGCGUGUGGUUGAGACGCGCAAUCUGCAGCCGAUGCUCGCGCGGAACUUUGAGAAGGAGAGCGACCGGAUACACGACGAUGAGGUUCUUUUUGCAUCCCCAAAGCUUGAUGGGGUGCGGUGUAUUGUCGCGUGGAAUGCGCGGGAACGGCGGCCGUGUUUUUUCAGUCGCUCCGGUACGCUCUUUGAGUGCUGCGAUCACCGCAUUGAGCCAGCACUACGCCCACUCUUCGAGAAGGACCCAAAUCUUGUGCUUGACGGAGAGCUGUACAAUCACACUGUGGACGACUUUGAGCAACUUAUCUCGGCCAUCCGCACAACGCGAGAUCGCUGCACGCCGGCCAUUGCAAGUCUGCAGGGAAAGCUGCAGUACCACACCUUUGACCUCAUGUACGCUAGUGCGCUGCCCGACAUGUCUGUUGUACCCUUUUCAGAGCGAUACGAACACCUCAGUAGCCUGAUUAGCAGCCUGGGCGCAGCAAAGGGACAGCGUCAGGAGGAAGCGGUGGUGUUGGUGCCUGCUAUUCAAAUCACAAAGCCCAAAAUAGCCCGUGUUCUCCGCUUGACCAUAGCCGACGGCUACGAGGGCAUCAUCGUCCGACGCGAUGGCGUUGUUGGUGUAAAUGAGAAAGACGGUUGUUGUGACUCUGGCGCGGCUGGAGGUUUGCGUAAAGCCACUAGCAGGAGGACGCUGGUCGGCUACGCCCAUGGCGUCCGCUCCCCGAAUCUGCUCAAGUACAAAAUCAUGCAAGACGCUGAAUACGUAAUCGUCUCUGGGGUGGAGGGGCGCGGCAAGUGGAAGGGCCGCCUCGGUGCCUUUGUUUGCAGUACGAAACGCGGCCACCACUUCACCGUCGCCCCCGCCACGACAGAGCAGACAAAGAAGGACAUGUGGCGUCGUCUCACACAGUACAGGGGGAAGAUGCUGACAGUGCAGUAUCAGGAACUCUCGUCGAAUGGGGUUCCACGCUUUCCUAUUGGCAAGUGUGUUCGAGGCUCUAAGGACGGGAAGGACUGGAUAUAA